UAUAUUAUUUCAAUAAUAAACAGUCGCUUUUUAAUGGCGUAGUAUCACCGGAAGCGUACUUUGGUUCAUUUGCCGCCAAACUAUCCUGCGUGCUGCGAUGAAGUUGUUUAUCGGUUGGCUUACGGAUUUACGACUGUAGUUUAGAAAAUCACGCCGAACGCGUGCAUACGUUACACGUUAUAUUACGUUGUGUCACAGAAUUGUUUUUCCGCGUGUUUGUUAGGACUCGAUUCGUGACUUAAACUUUUCGAAUUUGUGGGUUAUAUCAUGGCCAAGGUACAGUUGGCGAAUGUUGCUGUGCUAGACAAUCCUUCGCCGUUUCUAAAUCCGUUCCAGUUCGAGGUCACGUUCGAGUGCAUCGAGGAAUUGAAAGAAGAUUUGGAAUGGAAAAUGAUAUAUGUGGGCAGUGCAGAGUCAGAGGAAUUUGAUCAAGUCCUAGAUACUAUUUAUGUUGGGCCGAUUCCUGAAGGGAGACAUAUGUUUGUAUUUCAGGCUGAUCCACCUGAUGUGAGCAGAAUCCCCGUCAAUGAUGCUUUAGGUGUAACCGUUGUGUUGCUGACUUGUUCGUACAGAGGUCACGAAUUUGUUCGCGUAGGCUACUUUAUAAAUAACGAAUAUACGGAUCCAGAACUCCGGGAGAAUCCUCCUCCACAGCCACAAUUUGAUAAAGUUCAGAGGAAUAUACUAGGUGAUAAACCUCGUGUUACUAGAUUUAAAAUCAAUUGGGACGACUGUCCAACUGGAACGGCGAACAAUCUUCCUGAGGGCAUGGAUGCGCCAGCGUUAGAAGAUACGUCGCAGGAUGCACCCACGUCCACAUUAGGUUUUACAGAGAAUACGCAAAAUGGUGGAAUGGAAGUGAUGUGAAAAAUUAUUUGCUGCUGUUAAAAAAUAACUCGGUGAACUAGCAUUAUACAACAGUUUAAAUGAUAAAUGUAGUACCUGGAAAAGAUGGAGAAGAAAAGUACACACGAUAUAUAUAUUUAGAUAAUUCCAAAAAAUUGCGAAAAAUAACCUUCUAUAUAAUUAUUGGUGUUUUUCUUCAAUAAAAGCCAAGAAAUUUGUGUACAUUUUGAAAAAGUAACUCUAUGUUAAUAAUAUGAUAACCUUGCGCAUGAAUAAAAGUAAAUGGUUGAAUUAAU
Messenger RNA from Solenopsis invicta (red fire ant), 1142 nucleotides. It is a transcript of the gene asf1, whose product is annotated as histone chaperone asf1. The transcript is spliced from 3 exons. NCBI's taxonomy places the organism in Eukaryota, Metazoa, Arthropoda, Insecta, Hymenoptera, Formicidae. Gene Ontology annotation, cellular component: nucleus. The record is from RefSeq and is a predicted model, not a curated record. Gene Ontology annotation, biological process: DNA replication-dependent chromatin assembly. Bases 268 to 867 code for a protein of 199 amino acids. Gene Ontology annotation, molecular function: histone binding.